AUGACUGAUGAGAGCGCAUGGAGUGCUUUCGUUGUUGUGAAACGCUCAAGCUUCAAGAUGAAAGUAGAGGCCCUCCUGUGUGCAUGGUCCCUCCAGCUGCUUGAGUUCAGUGAGGUGGUUUCGGAUGAGGCCCUUAAGCAGAGCAUCGCCGAGAUACUCAACGAGUUGGGCGAUGCGGUUUUUGCCGACGGAGCUUGGCGGCCGGAGAAGAUCCUCUUGCAGGACGGGUCCCUUGUUGAUGCCACGGCGUUUAUGGGGCGCCAUCUGGUGCCGCGCAGGGUUUCGGGGAAGGGCCCCGCAGGCCAGUCCGGAGCUCAAAGGGCGCCUGGCCCCUUGGCCGCUCCUCCAGAGGGACACCUGUGGCUCAGUGCAGAGAGCGGUCCUAACGUUAACGUUGGAGAUGAGGUAGACAUCUUGGGCCUCGGAGGAGUUCGCAUGGACGAUUCCAACGCUGCCUUCUUUCUCGGUGGCCGGUGGUAUAGGGCUGAGCUCGUCAAGGCUCUCGAUGUGGAUCAAUACCUGAAAGAGCGACUUGUUUGGGACCCUCCCGCCGAGGAUGCCAGGACAUUGGCCGUUGACUUCGAUGAGCACGGUGAGAGGUUCAAAGGAUGGAGACAAGUUGUUGCCGAGUCUCGUGAGUACAGCUACCAUGACUGGCCUUGGGAGGGCCCCAUGACUGUGCUCCACACCUUGAAGCAGACGUUGAAGCAAGGGGGAAACCCCAAGCAAUGGCUGCUACUUUGGUCCCGCGCCAAAGGCGUUCAGGAGCAAGACAGGGUGAUGCACGAGCUACGUACUAUCACCGAGGCCCUGUAUCAGGCUGGCGUUUAUGAUCAGCUCAACAUGGCCUGUCUCUCAUGCUUUGAGGUGCUGUGUCGUCGUUUGGCCAGCAUAGUAGACGCCUAUGCGGCGGGCGGAGCUAGUGCUCCCGACUGGGGCGCUGCCCGGUACAUCACGAACAUCCGUGGGCCUGAAGAUAUCGUCGCUCCACAGCUUCGGGCAUGGGCAGCAAAGCGCGGGAAGGAGGAAGUGGAACUAGCGAAUGCACGAGCCAAGAUCAAGGACCAUCGACGGCUCCUACCACCUGAUCAUGAGGAGGCGGACUCGAGUCAGACUACCUCUGAUGCGGGCGCCAAGGCAGCUCCCAAGAUGAGGGGGCGGGGCCGAGGUGGCAAUGUUCCGCCUGCUGGUGCGGCGCCGACUCCACAUCAGGAGGAGGUUUUUCUGCACAUUGAGAAUCUGGCCCGGGAUGUCGCAAAGCCACGAGAUGUGGGAGAUGUCCAGGGCCCCGAGGCAGCCUUGACAGCGCUGCUCAAGGGCAGGGGGGAGUACCAUGCUCCCACCGAGCCUGUAUCCUUGGCGCCGUUCAACCUCGAGCGCGUUUCCCUUCCAGAAAGUUUGUCAGGGGUUCUUCCUGCUGCCGAGCUUCUUCCGGAGGGCGCCCGUCGAUAUUUGGACAGGCCAGAGCUUAUGCUGAAGGAGGACCCGCCCACGGAGUCCUUCACUCCUUACUGGGAUCCUUGUCUCCUACAUAGCAAGCGUGAUUAUGUUGCCUUCAUUCGAAAGCUUAUGAGCAUUGAUUUUCUUUUGUUCACAGCGCAACCAAAAGAGCACAUCGGGAUCUUUUUCGUUCACAAGAGUGACGGCAAGCGCAUCAGACUGAUCGUGGAUGCACGGGCAGCCAAUAGACAUUUUCUUCCCCCUCCGGGGGUUGACCUCUGCACGGCGGAGGGUUUCUCCCGUAUUGAGGUGAUUUUGCCAGAGGCUUGCCGACAUCAACCUUCAGUUCUACGCCAGACUUUGCAGGGCCGGGGACUCCACUUCGGUUUGAGUGAUGUAAAAGAUGCCUUUCACCGUCUUCGUCAACCCUUCUGGCUUGCCCAGUACUUCUGCAUGAGGCCUCUCGAGGCUCACUACCUUGGACUCACUGGGGCUACUGUGGAAGGCAGGGUUCUGCGUUCCCAAGACAAGGUGUAUCCUAUCCCGGGGAGCCUGUGUAUGGGAUUCACUUGGUCUUUGUAUUUCUGCCAAGUCAUCAAUGAGGCCGUCGCUGGAACGGUGCCCCGUCUAGUCUCCUCCGAAUGCAUCCGUGAUCGUGGGGCUGCCGUCAGUUUUGACUUCAGGGACCUGGGACAGAAAGACGCCAAUUCAGAGGUGCGGCACUAUGUGUAUGUCGAUAACCUUGGAGUGGUUUCCCCUCAUGAGGCUGUCGUCCGCGGGGCUUUGGAAGAACUGGAUCUGGAGUUCACCUCUCGGGGUUUGCUACUCCAUCCAGGUGAGGUCAAUAGUGAAGUUACGGCGUUGGGCAUUGAGCUGGAUGGCUCCGCCCUCUGCGCCAGGAUUUCUUCGAAAAGAUUCCACAAAGUCCGGCAGGCCAUCAAGGGCUUGCUUCGUAGACGGAAAGUUUCCGGAAGGGUCCUGGAGGUGAUCGUUGGCCACGCCACGUUCUGCUCUUUGCUCUGCCGUCCUCUGCUGAGCGUCUUCAAUGCCGUGUAUAAGUAUAUCCAGAGCUGCUACUUCAAUCCGUCUUACCUGUGGGAUAAUGUCCGGCAGGAGCUCAUCACCUUCGCCGGGGCCAUGAUCUUUCUUCGGGCGGAUUGGUGGCGGUCUUGGAGUCCUUAUGUUACGAUGACAGAUGCCAGCAAAGGGGGCUAUGGCGUGUGUUGCUCCACCUGGCCCGAAAAGGUGGUCUCCGAUGUUGGGCGUGUUGGAGAGCGCUCCCGCUUCAGGUGGGAUGCAGACUCUCAAGCCUGGUUGGUUCAUGAGGACUCGCCGGAACUGGAGCACGAUUGGCAGAUAGCAGGUGGGACUUUGAUGAGGGGUCUCGCACGAGAUGCUUGGACAAGGGAGAAAGUUCGGCUCCCAGCAGCGGAGGAAAAGACAGUUGGAGGUUCCGAAGUCGGAGGUCCACCCAAGCAAGAGAAAGAACACUGUCCCUCUGGAUCCAGUGAGCUCCUCAAAGAAACAGCCCUCCACAAGACAACGGACGAGCAGUUCAAGCACAAGCCGAAGUCCUCCCAGAUCGUCUCCGGCUUGAUGGACUCCAAAGAGGGGCUUACGCCCGCGACGCACCUGGAGCAGCAAGCCGUGAACUCACAGACCCAGCAGAGCUACGUGAGGGAGCUCAAACGCUUCACGAAGUUCGCGGCGAAGAACAAGCUGGACACGUCCCUGAAAAACCCCAUUGAUCAUGCCUUGGUUCAGCACAUGAAUGUCAUGUACAGCCAGGCCUACCAGAGUUACCACGGAGACCGGCUCAUGGCCAGCGUCAUGCAUCGUCAUCCUUCGUGCGGCCGGUUAGGGGGCACCAAGCUCCCCAGAGCCUGGAGGGCCCUCAAGGGCUGGAGGAAGCUGUGUCCCGGACGCACGAGGGAUGCUUACCCUCUGGCCGUCUGGGCUGCUGUGGCAGCGCUCCUAGUGCACUGGGGGCUUCUGUCGAUGGCGGUUUUUGUGAUGGUGGCAGUGUCUUCCUACGCCAGGCCCAGCGAGCUCCUCAACUGCCGGAAAGAGUCGCUCGUCCGUCCUGCUUCGCAAGUGACAAACCACUGGAGCUUGCUACUGGCGCCGGAAGCCGAAGGCAAGACUUCCAAGACAGGGCUCUUCGACGUGAGUGUAAUCCUCGACAGUCCGUUCCUGGCAACUUGGUCCAGCAAGGUCUUUGCCGAGCUCAAAAAGGGGAUGCCAAGUCAUCCACUCUGGAACUUCACGUACGUGGAGUACGCCCGAGCAAUCAGCACAGCUGCUGGUCGUCUGGGUGUCGCUUUGACGCCCUACCACACUCGGCACAGCGGGCCGUCAAUCGAUCGGAGCCGCAACUACCGCUCCCAGUUGGAGGUCCAGCGCAGAGGCCAGUGGAAAAGCACAAAAAGCGUACACAGGUACGAGAAGAGUGCCAAGCUAGCACAAACGUGGAACCGAAUUCCGGUCACCAAGCGCCUCUUCAUGCAGCUCUGCGAAGAUUCGCUUACGGGCAUCCUGGGCGGCACGGCUCGUAUCCCCGACAUCGCCGAGGCAUGUCGACAGCUAGGUUUUCAUGCAAAGGAAUGGGAUAUAAAGUUUGGACGAGUUGGUGCCGUGAUGAUGGCCCCAGUCUGCACCAGCUUCUCCGUGGCGCGCGAUCGAGCCAAGGUCAUCCGCAACCAGGAUGCGUCGAUCAGUCCCCACACCCGGCGCCUCUUGAAGAAGGUCCGCGAGCAGACGACAAAGCAGAAGCAGAAGAGCUUGCAGAUUCACCAAUCCGAGGGCUUGUGGAAGAGGACAGAACAUGUCUGCAAGAAGUUGAUCAAGAAGGACUGGUUCGAGUGCAUGAUCUCUUUCGUUAUCGUCGCCAACUCGGCAAUCAUCGGCGUCGACAGCCACAUGUCUCUUCCGAGCACGGGAGAGACGGCCAAGGGGCCCGGGCUGCCUUGGGCUGCCGAGGCGGAGAUCUUCUUCCUAGUCUUCUACUCCGUGGAGUUGGCUAUCCGCGCCAUUGCCCUUCAGUCCAAGUGCCUCCGUGAUGGCUGGUUCAUCUUCGAUGCUAUCCUGGUGACGAGCGCCUACAUUGAGCAGCUCUUAUCCUUCAGCAACGUGCAAUCCGAGCAGCAGAUAAUGAUUCUCCGGCUGCUGCGCUUGAUUCGCUUGGUCCGAACCUUCCGGAUGAUUCGGCAGAUUAAGUCAAUCUGGCGGUUGCUGUACGGCCUCCUCACUUGUGGAGAACUGCUCAUCUCAACCCUGGCCUUGCUCGGGAUGGUGAUCUACGUUUUUGCUGUUCUGGGGCUAGAGACGAUCGCCUCCAAUCAAGAGAUGCGGGAGGAUGACAACAUCCAGCGCCUCCUGGAUGAGCGCUUCAGCUCCCUUGGCGUGACGAUGAUGACCCUGACACAGUUCGUGACGUUGGACUCGCUGUCAAGCCUUUACCUUCCACUCAUCAAGAAGAACGCGUGGCUGAUGUUCUACUUCGCAGGCUUGAUCAUUAUCGUCUCAAUUGCCUUGAUGAAUUUGGUGACGGCGGUUCUCGUGGAGGGCGCGUUGGAACAUGCACGGCAGGACCGGGAAUUGGAAGCGAAGGUUGGCAUGGUCACAGCCAAGCAGAUGCUGCCUGGAAUUCUUUCCCUCUUCGAUGCGGUGGACCAAGAUGGCAGCGGCGAGAUUGUGAUCGAGGAGAUGGAGAAGUUUGAGCAGAGUGGCCUCCACACUGUACCCCCGCACUUCCUAGACAGGGCUUCAGUGGAGAGCAUGACCGAGCUUUUUGAUAUGCUGGAUGUGGACAAGUCCGGGCGCAUCAACAAAGACGAGUUCACCGAGGGGAUAUUGGACAUCUUCCUCCGUGAAGUGCCGCUCUCAUCACUGCAGAUGAUGAA
Messenger RNA from Symbiodinium sp. CCMP2456, 5342 nucleotides. NCBI's taxonomy places the organism in Eukaryota, Dinophyceae, Suessiales, Symbiodiniaceae. The record is from the annotation of a GenBank genome assembly.